Messenger RNA from Penicillium lagena, 666 nucleotides. Its product is annotated as SUMO protease ULP1. Gene Ontology annotation, cellular component: nucleus. NCBI's taxonomy places the organism in Eukaryota, Fungi, Ascomycota, Eurotiomycetes, Eurotiales, Aspergillaceae. The coding region runs from base 1 to 666 and encodes 221 amino acids. The record is from RefSeq and is a predicted model, not a curated record. Gene Ontology annotation, molecular function: deSUMOylase activity. The transcript has a single exon. Gene Ontology annotation, biological process: protein desumoylation.
AUGUCGCUGUCGGGGGAUCCAAUCUCCCGCAGAGAUAUCGCAACGUGCGUUACGCCCCUUGAGUGGCUGAACGACGAGAUCAUUAACGCCUACAUCGCCUUGAUUAUCGAUUAUCUUCGCGGCUCGACAGGCCACACCGGCCGUCAAGAUCAACCUCGCUACCAUGCCUUUAACUCGUUCUUCUACUCUAGUCUUCGGGAUAAGGGAUAUCAAGGUGUCCGGCGAUGGGCCAAUCGCGCCAAGAUUGGCGGCGAAAGGCUCUUAGAGGUGGAUACGGUCUUUGUUCCUGUCCAUCAAUCAAGCCAUUGGACCUUGCUGGUCGUUCGACCGGGAGAACGCACAGUCGAAUAUUUCGACUCAUUGGGUGCUCGCGGCGCGGCCCAGUUCAAAGUCAUCAAGGAGUGGCUGCGCGGCGAGCUGGGGGCCCGGUUCGACGAGGAAGAAUGGACUUUACUCCCAUCGAGAUCUUCGUCGCAGGACAACGGGAGUGACUGCGGCGCAUUCCUCCUCUCGAAUGCAAAGGCAAUCGCCAUCGGUAUCGACCCCCGCGCGUUUGGUGCGGCCGACAUCAACAUGCUCCGCAAGAAGAUUGUGGCCGAGCUCAUCAACGGAGGACUGCGGGAUGAGUUUGAUCCGGUGGAGGAGACGGGCAUUGCACUUCUUUGA